Colletotrichum siamense is the source of this 996-nucleotide messenger RNA. RefSeq lists its product as uncharacterized. Lineage: Eukaryota; Fungi; Ascomycota; Sordariomycetes; Glomerellales; Glomerellaceae. The record is from RefSeq and is a predicted model, not a curated record. Bases 1 to 996 code for a protein of 331 amino acids. The transcript is spliced from 4 exons.
AUGUUGAAGAUAUUUGCUUGCGUAGUCGGCCUGGCUUGGCUGUCACCCGCCCUAGCCCAACAAUUCCCACUUCGAGCGACUUCUUACGAGUCUUUCGGGCUUUCUCAGCGCUGCUUUGAGGCACUGAACACCACUUUGAGCUGCUCUCAUCGACUGGCUAGCCACGUUAAGUCUGAAUCUCCCAGAGUCGACGUCCUCGAUGCGGACGGCAUCGAAGCGAUCUGCACGGCAAGCUGCAAGGAAUCCUUGGUAGAUUUGCGCACCAAGAUUCAAAACGACUGCGACCCAGCGACAGACGUCUUUGAUCAUGACCUGGCGCUCUACCCAGCUACGUACAUCGUGGAUCGUUAUAUCUAUGUUUAUGAGAUAUCAUGCUACAAGCAUAGGGAAACGGGAAGCUCGUGUGACUAUAUCCUAGGCGAGUGGCGUAAUGAGACCGACGAAGCUCCUCGCGAAUGCGACGACUGCGUUCUCGGGCCCAUGCAAAUCGAGGUCAACUCACCCAUCGGUCACAGUGAAUCGCGCGCCGCCGAAUUUGAGUCGGUCGUCUCCAGCUGCGGCGUGGCCGGCUAUUCUUACACCAGCCCAUCACCGUACAUCCUCAGUCCAGCAGCCACUUCUUCUGAAGUUGUGUCACCAACGGCGGUGGCACAAAGCUGGUCUGCACAGCGCAUGUCUUCAGAAUGCGCCGCGACCUAUCACGUCCAGGAGGGCGACACUUGCAAUAGCAUCGCAGAGGCGCAGAGCGUUCCGAGCAGAGAACUUUUGGAAGCCAACGACCACCUCGACAACUGGUGCGGCGGAAUCCAAGUAGGUCAAGACCUGUGCUUGCCGGCUCAGUGCAAGCUGCAUCUGGUAACUCCGGAUGAUUCGUGUGACUCUGUCACGGCUGAGUAUGGCGCCAGCAUAGACAACCUGUCCGAGUGGAAUCCGAAGGUGUACAUCCAGUGCGAUGGCUUCAACAAAACCAUCUCUGGCUUCAUCUGCGUAGGGUGA